AUGACUCAGAAGCAGCAGCAAAUUAAAAAGCUGCUGCAGCAGCUCGACGCAGAGCUGCUGGCGGAAAACCCUACUUUGCAAGACCUGCACGCGCUGUACAAGUCCCUUUUCUUAGAUGAUCCUCUUGAAGGCGUGGCACCGGAGCAAAGGCCCUGGCGGUGGACAGACAAGAUGCAGCCCGAAGCGCUUCUCGCUUUGCUGGAGAGGUCUGCUAACAUGGAGGGGAAGGUGGAUGAGUUUGAACAAACCCUCAGAGAGGCCAGCGAAUGCCAAUCGACGGCGGAGUUGAAGGCUUUCCUGAAUCAAACAGCAGCAAAAGGACUUCAUCCUGCUGCUGCUUCGCUGCUGCUGUUUGCUGCAGCGCAGCAGCAGCAGCUGCUGCUGCCUGCUGCUCCUUGCAGCUAUAAGGCCCCCAACUUCC
Molecule: messenger RNA, 421 nt
Organism: Eimeria tenella
Lineage: Eukaryota; Apicomplexa; Conoidasida; Eucoccidiorida; Eimeriidae
Exons: 4
Source: RefSeq, a predicted model, not a curated record